This is a messenger RNA of Hypoxylon trugodes, 978 nucleotides long. RefSeq lists its product as uncharacterized. The coding region runs from base 1 to 978 and encodes 325 amino acids. The transcript has a single exon. The record is from RefSeq and is a predicted model, not a curated record. Lineage: Eukaryota; Fungi; Ascomycota; Sordariomycetes; Xylariales; Hypoxylaceae.
AUGAGGGCCUCGGCGUCGCUGCCGCUGCUCAUCGGCCUCGUCACACAACUCCCGGCUACCGUCGCGUUGAAGAACGACUUCUCAGCGUAUCCGCAGGGCUCACAACAAUGUCUCAGCGAUUCGGCGGAUCAGAGCAAAUGCUCGGGAAACACGGGGAAGGAAAUGAACCAAUGUCUGUGUUCGAACCAGGGUAACUUCAUCUAUGACACGGCGACAUGCGUAUCGAAGAACAGUCCGAACGAUUUAAGCGCCGUGUACGACACCAUGAAGAACAACUGUGCCGGGACAGGUGUCACUAUCGCCGUAUCGAAAGAAGCUUUCAUGUCACAAGCGAACGCCGCCACGGCCACAACAACCGGCUCACCGGCCCCGACGAAAGGACCCGGAUCUACGGACGAUGACGACUCCGACGGGAAUGGCAUAUCGAAGGGUGGCAAGAUCGGCCUAGGCGUAGGCAUAGUUUUCGGCGCCAUAGCCCUAGGUCUACUCGGCUGGUUCGUAUGGAUGUACUCGCAACGCCGUAAACGCCGCCGUUCACAAUACCCGUCAAACCCGAGCCAUCCCGACGUAGAACUAUACCAAAACAACAACAACGACGGCAGCCGAAACCCAACCGUAGGCGGCAGCACCUUAAACGGGUAUCCCACCUCCCCAGCACCCGAAUACGCACAGCACAACGGACAAUUCGGCUUCGCGGAGCUACCCCCCGAACAACAGCAAGACAAAUGGAAAGAACUGCCCGCGGAUCAAAGCCAGAAUCAUAGAAAUUACUACGACAACAGCCCGUUAAAAAGCGCGCAUAGCUAUAAACACCUCUCGGGCGAACCGUUACUGCAAAACCGAUCCGAGCUCGGAUCCGACGGCGCGAGGUCACCCGUUCCUCCCGUAGAGUUACCCGCCGAGGUCGUGUACCAUGACACGCGGAGUGUGGGUGGUGCUAGGAGUCCGGAGAGUGGGUUCCGGGUUGGAGGGAGGUGA